Molecule: messenger RNA, 1984 nt
Organism: Xyrauchen texanus (razorback sucker)
Lineage: Eukaryota; Metazoa; Chordata; Actinopteri; Cypriniformes; Catostomidae
Product: interleukin-17 receptor B-like
Exons: 12
Coding region: 42-1613 (523 amino acids)
Molecular function (GO): interleukin-17 receptor activity
Source: RefSeq, a predicted model, not a curated record
AUUUCUACAGGCAUUUGUGUUUUCUCUCCUGUCUGUUUUAAAUGGAUCCUAUACACUGCGUGAUGACUACUGGUGUUUUUAUCUUAUUAAUUAACUUGGUAACUUCUGACAGCAAUGCUCCCAAUAUAGUUGCCACAUGUAACCAUACAACAGAUGCAACUCUGGGUUGGUUGAAACCAGUUAGUUUUAAUCCUUCACCCUUACGUGAACUGUCUGUGCAACUGAGUGAAUCUGAAGCAUCACUCGUUAUAAAGUGGACCAUUAAUAUUGACAGCAGCAUUACCAGGAAUAACGGCACAUGGAUAGAGUUGAAUGGAGAAGAGAUGGAUGUUUUAUCUUAUAAAUGUCAGUACCAGCCUCCAUUCACCUCUGGGCAAAACAACUUCACUGGCCUACAACAGUUAUGGUUCAGUUUCACCUUGUCAGAUGUGUCUGUUAGUCCUUCAACUGAAUAUUACAUCCAAGCUUUUAACCUUCCUCCACCGCCACCUAAUACAGGAUGGAAAUAUUUAAAGAACACAUCUUAUAAAACACCAGGAUGUGAGAGUAAACGUAUGAGCGAUCACCCACAGUGUUCAACACAUAAGUGGGAUGCUGGUAUUUUUUCAGUCUUUCAUGAUGAUAAAAUAGUUGUGACCUUUACUACAAGCUCAGCAUCAGAUAAAUACACCAUCAUACUGAGAAAUGGAAGUGAAAUACUACACAUGGAGUACAUAAAUGGGGGAGGAAAAUUGGAAAAUCGUACAGUGGAAGUGAACUAUACGGGCAUCUGUGAAUAUCUUUCGAUAUCGAUAAAACCAUACUUUCCACACUGUGGCCAUGGAUGUCCUUUGGUUCAUCACAAAGUUAACUGUUCGAAAAGAUCUGGGUUGGCGAUCGGUAUUGGAUGCGUGCUGUUGUUUCUUCUCAUACUGCUCUGCUGCUGCAUACUGCGUAAAAUCUAUUUCUCACGUCACAGCUCCGAGCGCAACGUGUCCGUGCCAGUGUUGGUUGUAUACCCUGCAAUAGAUGGCUUGUUUCAGCGUGCAGUGAUGAUGCUGGCAGAGUUUUUGCAGAGUGGUGCAGGUGUACACGUCAUCGUUGACAUGUGGGAAAGUGGAAGUCUAGCAGAACAAGGGCCACUGCGCUGGCUCAACUCACAGAGCGACCUCGCCCAGAGGGUUCUCAUCAUCUUACCUCCUCAACUCACACACACUGAAAAUGUUAAACCAAAUGCAGCACCUGGUAUGACCGAUCACACUGUCUCAGCAUCUGCCUACAGUCUUUUUGCCCUGGUGCUUAACCUAGUAACCAGCGCUGCUCAUGACCCACAACAACUGGAAAAGUUCUGGAUCAUCCACCUGGAUCAGAGCAAAGAGAAGAGAAAGAUGCCUGCUGAACUCAGAGGCUGCAGGACGUUUCAUCUGCCCAGAGACUUACAGAAGCUCCAAGAGAAUCUGUCGGGCAGAGCAGACAUGACAAGAUCAGCCCUGAGAAGAUCCUUCAGCUCCUUCAACAUCAAUGACAAGUCCUGGAGGGUAAAAGAAGCCCUACAACAGCUGGACAUCAACAGAAACAUAAUGGCCUGUACUGAAGUCAACAGUUUAGAUGUAAGUCCUACACUCCCUGACUAAUAUGUGAUUUUCUGAUUGUUUUAAUUAGACAAAGAAUCACACUGAAACUUUUAGUUUGUCCUAAAACAUAAAAAAAAAAAAAAUAAUACUUACUUAAAGAGUAUGGCUUUUGCAAUUCUUAUUUUUACCUAAUCACAUUUGAAAUAAUGGAUACACUUUCUCAUGAUUCCUCAGCCACAUAAUUAAUGUUUAGCUGGAUUGAUAAUAAUAUGAGUAUACUGCAGGUUUUAUCUCUUUAUUAAUUCACUCUACUCCUUAUCACAAAGUUUGUUUGUUUUUUAGAAAUCUUGUCAUACAGGGAACUAUCUGAGUGGAAGAAUUGUUUAAUGUUGUUUUCUAGUCUGUCAAAGACCUCAAGCAUUGAAACUGAG